Dothidotthia symphoricarpi CBS 119687 is the source of this 822-nucleotide messenger RNA. RefSeq names its product t-SNARE. Gene Ontology annotation, cellular component: SNARE complex; endomembrane system; membrane. Gene Ontology annotation, biological process: Golgi to vacuole transport; vesicle fusion; intracellular protein transport. The coding region runs from base 1 to 822 and encodes 273 amino acids. Lineage: Eukaryota; Fungi; Ascomycota; Dothideomycetes; Pleosporales; Dothidotthiaceae. The transcript is spliced from 2 exons. The record is from RefSeq and is a predicted model, not a curated record. Gene Ontology annotation, molecular function: SNARE binding; SNAP receptor activity.
AUGUCUUUCCACCGCUCCUCGGCCCUCGAGGCGCAGCCCACUACCUGGCGGCGCGAAGACGACCCGCAGUACGCCGACGACCCCGAGUUCCGCGACUUUGCCAACAAGCUCUCCGACGACCUCUUCGCCCUGACCCGCAACGUGGGCCGCCUGUCGCAGGAGCUGGCCAAGCUCGGCACCAAGCACGAGACGGCGCGCGUGCGGGAGCGCGUCAAGAGCACCGUCGAGGAGACGUCGGACAAGUUCAAGGAGAUUGGCGAGGGCCUGAAGAAGAUCACCACAUGGCAUGAUGUCGGCCCGUCGCAAAAGUUCACCCAGUCCAAGCUGAGCCGCGAGUUCAAGGCCUCGCUCACAGAGUUCCAGCACUUGCAGAAGCAGGCCAUUGAAAAGGAAAAGGCGUCUGCAUCAGCCGCGCGCGCCGCCCUGCAGGACACGACGUCGCCCAGCGAAGAGCGCGGCAGCGGUGGUGACUUGAUCCAGCAGCAAGAGCAGGAGCAGCUGCGCCUCGCCAACCAGGACGAGGUCGACUUCCAGGAGUCGCUCAUCAUCGAGCGCGAGUCCGAGAUCCGCAACAUCGAGCAGUCGGUCGGCGAGCUGAACGAGCUGUUCCGCGACGUGGCCCACAUGGUCCACGAGCAGGGCGGCCAGCUCGACGUCAUCGAGGAGAACGUCGAGGUCACGAACGAUGCGUCGCGGGGCGCCCACGUCAACCUCAAGCAGGCGAGUAACUACCAGAAGAGCGCUCGGAGCAAGGCCUGCAUUCUGCUGCUCAUCCUGGCCAUGGUGCUAGUCAUCAUCAUCUUGGCCGUUGUGCUGGAUUAG